CAUCCUGACGUCACACCACUCCUAGACGCCAAACUUCCGCCUGCACCAAUUUGGUCUGCAGAAGAAGACUUCUUACCGACUGCGCAUGCGCGCACAACAUGUCUGCGCUCUUCAGCAAGGACCCUCUGAGCCGCACACUGCAUCCUCCAUCGAGCUGAUGGCCCACAGAAGAGCCGCACACCUUCUUCCCAGAGCAAGCCACUGUGUUUCCAGCCUGUGGGUUCCUCGUCUCCAGAACCGCCCAAACGCCAUCGGGCAAACCGCCUCGAUUCUCCGCCCGAGAAGCCUCCACACCGCCGUGCCGUCGAGGGCGGCCAAGCUGCUGUCGCUGGACGAGCUGUUCUCCAAAAGGUCCCUGCAGCAGCACCUGAAGGAGCUGCAGGCGGAGUACGCAGAGUGCUUGAAGGCCGCCAGCAGCGCCGAGGACGAGCCGAGGGCCGACAGGACAGAGAGGACCAGGGUGUCCCUGCUGGCUCCUCUGGUCCAGAGCAUCAGGGAGCUGGACACCAAGCGCAGACAGCUGGCCGAGACGGAGACCCUGCUGAGCGACGAGGACGCGGCCCUGCGGGAGCUGGCCGAGCUGGAGCACGAAGGAUGUCAGCGAGAGAUUGAGGACCUCAGGCAGAAGAUCCUGGACCAGCUGCUCCCGGAGGAGGAGGCCGAUCUCAGCGACCUGGUGCUAGAGGUGACGGCCGGGGUCGGAGGUCAGGAGGCCAUGCUCUUCACCGACGAGGUGUUCGACAUGUAUCAGGGCUACGCUCGGCACCAAGGCUGGUCCUUCGACAUCCUGGAGCACAUGACCAGCGAAAUAGGGGGACUGCGUCACGCCUCGGCCUCGGUCAGCGGCCCCCAGAGUUACAAGAGGAUGAAGUUCGAGGCCGGAGUCCAUCGUGUGCAGAGGGUUCCCCGGACGGAGAAGCAGGGCCGGAUGCACACCAGCACCAUGACGGUGGCGGUGCUGCCGCAACCCACCGAGAUCUCCUUCACCAUAAACCCCAAAGACCUGAGGAUAGAAACCAAGAGGGCGAGCGGAGCAGGGGGGCAGCACGUCAACACCACCGACAGCGCGGUGCGGAUCCUCCACCUGCCCACAGGCGUGGUGGCGGAGUGCCAGCAGGAACGCUCCCAGAUAAAGAACAAGGAGAAAGCCAUGAAGGCUCUGAGAGCCAAGCUGUACAGCAGGAAGCUGGAGGAGGAGACGAGCCGGCGCUCCAACCAGCGGAAAGUGCAGAUCGGCACCAAGGGUCGAUCAGAGAAGAUCCGGACCUACAACUUCUCCAAGGACCGUGUGACGGACCACCGCCUCGGCACCACGGUGCACGACGUCAGGAGCUUCCUGCUGGGGGAGGACCUCCUGGACCAGAUGAACUCCUGGCUGCAGGAGUUCUCCAACCAGGAGGCGCUGGAGGAGCUGCUGGGGGAGACCCAGCGGGACGGCGCUUGAGGAGUCGGGAUCAGAGAAUGUGGAUGUUGGCAUUUUACUCAACGGAAGAAAAGGUUUAAAUAGAGGACCAUGUCUUGGUUCUUCUGGUAGAAACCUGGAGCUCAUGUGCAGGUGUGACGUAACGGAUCGUAGCGCUACAUGAUACCUUUCUACCUGAACGGGUUCAAGUGGACCUGUGUGCCACGAGGCAGUAAAGAAGUGACUUUAUGACCCAGUUCUCUUUACUCCAACAGAAUCUAAUAAACAACAAUAUUCAACAUCA
Pungitius pungitius (ninespine stickleback) is the source of this 1706-nucleotide messenger RNA. It is a transcript of the gene mtrf1l, whose product is annotated as mitochondrial translational release factor 1-like. The coding region runs from base 86 to 1444 and encodes 452 amino acids. The transcript is spliced from 9 exons. Gene Ontology annotation, molecular function: translation release factor activity. The record is from RefSeq and is a predicted model, not a curated record. Lineage: Eukaryota; Metazoa; Chordata; Actinopteri; Perciformes; Gasterosteidae. Gene Ontology annotation, biological process: translational termination.